Molecule: messenger RNA, 3353 nt
Organism: Phyllopteryx taeniolatus (common seadragon)
Lineage: Eukaryota; Metazoa; Chordata; Actinopteri; Syngnathiformes; Syngnathidae
Product: protocadherin beta-15-like
Exons: 1
Coding region: 855-3353 (832 amino acids)
Biological process (GO): homophilic cell-cell adhesion
Cellular component (GO): plasma membrane
Molecular function (GO): calcium ion binding
Source: RefSeq, a predicted model, not a curated record
ACUUGGAGAAAUGGAAAUGGCUCAAGAUAUUCUGGAGAAAGACCGAUGUUGUAUCCUUGCUUUCAGUUGUUUGGUGGAAGGGGGGGGGAAAAAAAGGUGAUUGUGAAAGCAUACGUUUUGUUCACCCGUAUUCCAAUACAGGCUACACGAUGAUGAUUGAAGUUGCGCGACGGAAAUGUGUCGAAUUCGAGCCUCUUAUUUGGAGAGGUGUUAUACACUCAGACAGGUUAGUGACGAGACCAAAAAUUGCAUCAUUCGAUUGUAUUGGUUUUCGUCCAUCAACUUGGAACAGCGGGACCGAUUGUUGACGUCCCCGGAGGGGGGGCCUGACAUUGCAACUGUUUUGCAACUAUUAGUAUGAAAAUAAUAAGCGUAAUAAUAGUGAUCUCAUUUCUUUUUUUUUUUUUCUUUUCUUUUUUUUUUUUUGGUGUGUAUUUCGUCCAUGAAGGUGCACGCUUGUGUACGCAUGAUGAUUUUCUGAGCAAAUGUCCUUUUGAACGACAUCUAUAACGGCUAUCUAAUUAUGAUUUUUUUUUAUUUUUUUAAUGAUUUUUCUUUAGUCAUGCGCACGCAGUCAGCUGCUCUACCGCAAGCAAUCCUCACGGUGUCAGUAUGCACCAACAGACGGGGCGAGACGUUCUCUCCGUUUCUCUGUGAAUGAAGUCAUCGCCUCAGUCUCAUUUUGGGCCGGUGCUGUCCACGGCAGUUUCUUUUGUGACUGCCUGCUGAGAUUGUUUUGACUUGGCGAUACAUAACCACGAUCAUUUGAAUAUAUUUGGAGCAAGCGGACUCCAUUUUUUUUUUUAUUUAUCUUUAUUUUUUUUGGGAACCGACGGUCUCUGCUCUGCGGCGCAAUGAGACGCGGCAGAACGGCGCUACGUUUUGGACUCGCUUUUGUGUUUCUCGUCCUCCGUUCCGUCCGCGGGGACGUGAGCUACUCCGUUCCAGAGGAGAUGAAACGCGGAUCUGUCAUCGGGAACGUCGCUCAGGACCUGGGAAUGGACUCCGGUAGGCUCGCCGCUCGCAAGGCCCGCGUCGACACGGAGAACAGCAACGUGAAAUGUUGCGCUAUUCAUCUCAAUACCGGAGACUUGGUUGUACAAGAAAGGAUCGACAGAGAAGGGCUGUGCGCCAAAAAGCCGACGUGUGUCAUCAAACAGGACUUGGUUCUGGAAAACCCGCUUGAAGUGCACCGUGUUAAUAUCCGCGUUCAGGAUAUUAAUGAUAAUGCGCCGCAAUUUAAAGAAGAUUUGCUGAAAUUGGAAAUUCGUGAAUCUGCGGUCAAGGGUGCGCAUUUUCUGUUGGACGAGGCCCACGAUGCAGAUAUCGGUGAAAAUGCUGUUCAGGGUUACUCCCUGCAGAAGAAUGAACAUUUCUCAUUAAACGUCAAGACGAAGGGGAUUGGACGUAAAUAUGGCGAAUUAGUCCUCGACAAAGAAUUAGACAGAGAGAAUGAAAGUGAAAUUGUACUUCUGCUGACUGCAUACGAUGGCGGCUCCCCUCAGAGAUCCGGUACAGUCCGAAUCCACGUCACCGUGCUGGACGCCAAUGAUAAUGCACCUGUGUUUAGUCAGACAGUCUAUCAAGCCAGUCUGCCUGAAAACUCGCCUCUUGGUACGUUGGUGAUAACAUUGAGUGCGAUCGACCCCGAUGAUGGAAUAAAUGGAGAAGUUUUCUAUGGAUUUGACCAUGUUGAUGAACGUCAAGUUUUUUCGAUGAGUCCGAAAUCAGGAGAGGUCAAAGUGGCAGGUGCGAUAGAUUAUGAAAAAGAAUCAUCGUACGAAAUGCAGAUAAGUGCCAAAGAUGGACUGGGGUUGGCCUCAUAUGCAACCCUAAUUAUUGAAAUCAUUGACACAAAUGACAACGCCCCGCUUAUUUACGUCAAGUCGCUGACCGAUCCGGUGGCGGAGAACGUGCCGCCUGGCACCGAGGUGGGCAUCGUUCACGUGCAGGACAGAGACUCUGAGCAGAACGGGCAGGUCCGCUGCUCCGUCCAACAAGACGUCCCCUUCCGCUUAGUUCCUUCCAUCAAGAACUAUUAUUCUCUGGUGACUAGCGGCCAGCUGGACCGCGAACUGGUGUCCGAUUACAACAUUACAAUCGGCGCCAGCGACGAGGGCUCUCCUCCUCUGUCCUCCCGGAAAAGUCUUCACCUGUCCGUCGCCGACGUCAACGACAACCCGCCCGCGUUCGAGCGGGAGUCCUACAGCGCCUACGUGAGCGAAAACAACAAAGCCGGCUCGGCUUUGUGUCGGGUCGGCGCUCGAGACCCCGACCGGAGACAGAACGGCACGGUGGUUUAUUCUCUGUCGGCGGGCGCGCAGGUGAACGGCGCCCCGGCGUCCUCCUACGUGUCGGUGGACGGAGACACGGGGGCCGUCCGCGCCGCUUGCUCGUUGGAUUACGAAGACCUGAGGAGUUUUCGAGUCCACGUGGUGGCCAGAGACAAGGGUUCUCCUCCGCUGAGCAGCAACGUGAGCGUCAGCGUGUGGAUAUGGGACGUGAAUGACAACUCUCCUCAGAUACUGUACCCCGCCCCGGAGGGCGACUCCUUCAUGACCGAGCUGGUCCCCAAAGCUGCGGACGGAGGCUCCGUGGUGUCCAAAGUGAUAGCGGUGGACGCCGACUCCGGACAGAACGCCCGGCUGUCCUACCAUAUCGUCAAGGCCACGGAUCCGGGACUUUUCACCAUCGGUCUCCACAGUGGAGAGAUCAGGACCCGGCGGGACAUUGGCCAAUCUGACAGCAUGAAACAGAACCUGAUGGUGGCGGUGAAAGAUAACGGACAGCCCCCUCUCUCCGCCACCUGCUCCGUGUAUUUACUCCUUUCCGAUAACUUGGCCGAGGUGCCGGAACUGAAGGACGUUUCCUACGACGAGCGGGAGAAGAAUUCCAAAGUCACCUCGUAUCUGCUGGUGGCGCUGGUGUCCGUGUCCACCUUCUUUCUGACCUUCAUGGUGGCGGUCCUGGCUGGGAGCUUUUGUCGCAGGAGAAAGCCCAGACUGUUGUUGGACGGAGCGGUCGCCGUCCCCGGCGCGUAUCUCCCUCCGAAUUACGCCGAUGUCGACGGCGCGGGAACCUUACGCGGCGCCUACGACUACGACGCCUACUUGACGACGGGCUCCAGGACCAGCGACUUCAACUUUGUGCGUUCUUACGACGACGACACGCUGCCCGCGAAGAGUCCCGGCGACUUCGAUGACGAGCUUCGCGAUUCUUUCGACCCUCUUGAGGUAGGCACGAAGAUUAAUACCUUUUAUUGGUUUUGUUGUCACAAUUCCAUUUGCCCUAGCCUGUACGUUCCAAUCAUUUCCAAGCACAAGUGUCCUUUCCCGCAUCUUCAACCUUUCUAA